Molecule: messenger RNA, 711 nt
Organism: Dichotomopilus funicola
Lineage: Eukaryota; Fungi; Ascomycota; Sordariomycetes; Sordariales; Chaetomiaceae
Product: YjeF N-terminal domain-containing protein
Exons: 7
Coding region: 1-711 (236 amino acids)
Cellular component (GO): mitochondrion
Molecular function (GO): NAD(P)HX epimerase activity
Source: RefSeq, a predicted model, not a curated record
AUGGCGCUCAAGACACUCUCGGCAAAGGCCGCGGCGGCGUUGGACAAAGAGUUGAUGAGCACCGGCGCGUUCUCCAUCGAUCAGCUCAUGGAACUCGCCGGCUUGUCCGUCUCUCAGGCAGUUUAUCGUGUCCAUCCUAUCGAAAAGGGGAAGCGGGUUUUGGUAGCCGUCGGGCCUGGCAAUAAUGGGGGUGACGGCUUGGUCGCGGCCCGCCAUCUCCGCCACUACGGCUACCAGCCAAGCGUAUACUAUCCAAAACGACCGAAGAACGACUUGUAUCAGCGACUUGCCAAACAACUUGAGGAUCUAAACAUUCCAUUCGUGGAUGACUUCCCGACCGCCCUUCAGUCAACAGACCACAUCGUUGAUGCGAUAUUUGGAUUUAGCUUCUCAGGCGAAGUCCGGGAACCAUUUCCAGCCGUCAUCCAGGCCAUGUCGGAAACCAAGCUGACAGUGACGUCGGUCGACGCGCCAUCAUCCUGGGAUAUUGAGGACGGACCUCCUAAAUCUGGUGUCGGCAGUGACUUCCACCCUAGUGUUUUGGUUAGCCUGACGGCACCGAAACCGCUCGUUAAACACUUCCGGGGACGCCAUUUCGUUGGAGGGCGAUUUGUCGCGCCAGAGAUUGCUAGGAAGUAUGACUUUGAAGUCCCGGAGUACGAGGGGAUCGACCAGGUUGUUGAGAUUGGGCCUGGCGGGCAGAAGCUCUGA